GAGCAGCCAUCCAUCAGAAGCAACAUCAAAAAUCCUGCUCAGUAGUAUAACUCUGAACUCUAACAUGCAUUCCGUAAUCUAUAUCCUCCUGAUAGUCGGCAAUUGUCUGGCUCAUUAUAGAGAUUACGAAUCCGGUAAUUCUGUGUCAAUUGUUGUUGUGUGUACAUCACGAAUCGUCGAAUGUCCAGUUUGCGAAAAUACCCACAGGUGGUUGCUUCCACAAGAAAAAUGUGACAUUAUAAUAGGAAACAAACGGUUCAAAAAAUGUACUAUGGGUACUUACAACAAUGAGAAGUGUGGAAACCGUUUGGACUGCUUCCGGGGACCUGGAGAAACUUGCACUGAAAAAAUGGAAGAUGAUAUCUACGGACAGAAGUGUGCUCGCGGUUACUACUGCAACGGCGGCCUACACGUAUGCACUGGUCUUGGCUACACCGUAGAUCCUUUCUUCAUUCUUACAAGCCGCUAUCAUCGCUAUCCUUAUCAGAAUAAGACCUACUUAAAAGACAUACUAGAAAAAUCUGCGCUACUGUUCGCUUAAAUCAUGUAAAGAGACCACCAACCCUUGUUACUUUCUGCUGUAUUUAUACCAUCUAAUAAAAAACACGCAAAUUUUAA
Messenger RNA from Melitaea cinxia (Glanville fritillary), 618 nucleotides. RefSeq lists its product as uncharacterized. The record is from RefSeq and is a predicted model, not a curated record. Bases 65 to 541 code for a protein of 158 amino acids. The transcript is spliced from 5 exons. Lineage: Eukaryota; Metazoa; Arthropoda; Insecta; Lepidoptera; Nymphalidae.